Messenger RNA from Sorex araneus (European shrew), 10905 nucleotides. It is a transcript of the gene ZMYM5, whose product is annotated as zinc finger MYM-type containing 5. The record is from RefSeq and is a predicted model, not a curated record. Gene Ontology annotation, molecular function: zinc ion binding. The transcript is spliced from 7 exons. NCBI's taxonomy places the organism in Eukaryota, Metazoa, Chordata, Mammalia, Eulipotyphla, Soricidae. The coding region runs from base 65 to 2047 and encodes 660 amino acids.
GGGGGUGGGCCUGGGGAGCGGAGGUUCGUUCGGCGGAGCCGCAGCCGGGACCAGGUUCUUUGGCAUGGAUAAAUGUUCAGUGGAAGGAUUAGAAUUGACUGAACAGACUCCUGUUUUAUUGGGGAGUACAGCCAUGGCAGCUAGUCUCAUGAAUGUAGGAAAUUCAUUUGGUGACCAAAUUAGUCCUCUGGUUAAUAGGUCUAGAAAUUCAUCUAUAGAAGAUGAUGAGGAUGAUGAUGUUGUAUUUAUUGACUCUAUACACCCUCCUUCAACUGCUCCAGCGGUAACUUAUCCAAGAAAGUUUGUAUUAUCAAAAAAUGAAAAACUGCAAGGAAAUUACUCCAAAUUCCUUCCUUCCUCAAGAGAUUUGGCUUCUCAAAAGGGUCAUAUAAUUGAGACAAUAGUCAUUGAUGAUGAAGAGGACUUAGAAACAAAUGGAGAGAAUAAAAAGAUUUCUUCCAGUUUUGUUGGAUGGGGAUUUCCCGAAACUAAAAACAAAACCAAAGAUUUGGAUUUCUCUACUACCAGUCUUUCAAGAAGUAAGAGCAAGACUGCUGUAGGACCUUUUAAUCCUGGUAGAAUGAAUGUGGCAGGAUAUGAAUUUCAGAAUGGAGGAUUUACGACUCAUCAUAGUCCUGAUUCUUGGAUAUCCCAGUCAGCAUUAUUUCCUCGUAAUCAGAAGCAAGAACAGGUGGAUUCUUUAGCGCCAUUGGCCUCUCUUCCUAAACAGAUUUUCCAGUCUUCAGAUCAGCAGCAACAUAUUAAACCAACUAAAAUCACUUGUGCACAUUGCAAAAAUCCUUUACAGAAGGGACAGACUGCUUAUCAACGAAAAGGAUCAGUUCACCUGUUUUGUUCUACCACCUGCCUUUCCUCCUUCUCUCAUAAACGUAUUUCCAAGAAGAGCAAUGUAAUAUGUAAAAAGGACACACCUACAAAUAAAGCUCCUAUGGUUCCUAUAAUGAAGCCAACUGAAUCCGUCCAGAAAUUCUCUAGUACAUCUGGUUUAACUCUCUUUGAAGAUAAUCAGAAUAUUAGAAAAAGAGCGCUAAAUAAAUCAAGGUGUACAAUCUGUAGUAAACUAACAGAGAUUCGACAUGAAGUCAGUGUGAAUAAUGUAACACAUAAACUGUGCAGUAACCAGUGCUUUAAUAAGUACAGGUUGGCCAAUGGUUUAACAAUGAAUUGUUGUGAACAGUGUGGAGAGUACUUACCCAAUAAAAGUGUUGGAAACUUUGUCCUGAUCAUUGAAGGACAGCAGACAAGAUUUUGCUGCCAAGGUUGUGCUAAUGAAUAUAAACAGAUUAUGGAAACAGAUUCUAACAAAUUGUCUGCAUCAGAAAACAGAAAAAGGAAUGCUCCUAGAGAAGAAAGUGAAAGAAAAUUAUAUGGAUCAUUGGAUAUCUGUGUGGAAAAAAUAGAGGAAAUACCAGAAAAAAAGGAAAAAACUUCAGCACUGCAGGUUUCAGCAGAACGUAGCACAGAUUUAUCCCUAAUCAAACAGGAUACGGCUUUACCUUCUAUGUUAUCCAUACCUGAUAAAUUUCAAGAGCAACUGGAAGAAAAAAAAUCAGAGGACUCCAUUGUACCAGUUAUGCUUUCUGCAGAUCCAGGUACAUGGCCCCGAAUUCUGAAUAUUAAGCAACGGGACUCUGUUAUUGAAAAUGUUCCUCCUCAAGUAAGAAAUUUUAACUUUCCAAAGGACAGUACAGGGAGGAAGUUUUCAGAAACUUACUAUACACGAGUUCUUCCAAAUGGUGAAAAAACCACUAGAUCCUGGUUACUUUAUUCAACUUCAAAAGAUUCUGUUUUUUGUCUGUAUUGUAAACUCCUAGGGGAAGGAAAAAAUCAAUUGAAAAAUGAGAAUGGGUGCAAAGAUUGGCAGCAUUUAUCACAUAUUCUUAGUAAGCAUGAAGAAGGUGAGAUGCACAUCAACAACAGUGUUAAGUAUUCAAAAUUAAAGUCUGAUUUGGAAAAGAACAAAACUGCAGAACACAGAUUUGACGAGAGUGAGGAAAAUAAUGGUGUGCUGUUAUUGUAUACGUAAUUGCUAUUAUAUAUAAUGCACUUAAUUUGGUUUUAGAGGUGACAGGAUCUUAUAUUUAUUCAGUAAACAUCUGUACCUAACAGUACCAUUUUGUUGUGAUACUCCUAUCACAGUAGUUGUAAAUGUUCAUUAGCAAUAAACAUAGCAAAUAAACAGUAAAAAUUGUUUCAAUUCCAAAGCUGACUGGAGUAAAUAAUCAUUAGUACUGAAUUCAUAAAAAUCAUUAGUACUGAAUUCAUAAAAUUUCUCCGACUAUUGAUUCAUUCAAAUUGGUAUUUGAACACUGACGUUUGAUAGGUGUGAUUAAAUUUGUCUGAUUUACCCUGAAAAAGGGAAAGGCAGGCUUAUAUUUAACCAUACCAAUUUAAACAAGAUAAUUACCUAAACAAAAGUUAUUAUUCAGGGGACUGGAGCGAUAGCACAGCGGGUAGGGCGUUUGCCUUGCACGCGGCCGGCCCGGGUUCGAAUCCCAGCAUCCCAUAUGGUCCCCUGAGCACCGCCAAGAGUAAUUCCUGAGUGUAGAACCAGGAUUAACCCCUGUGCAUCGCUGGGUGUGACCCAAAAAGCAAAAAAAAAAAAAACACCAAAAGUUAUUAUUCAGGUAAGGUCAUUUAUAAAUGGCUGAAGAACAUAAUGGAUCAGAACUGCAGCUUUUGCAGUUAAACUUUAUAUUUGUAAUACAUUUCUUUUUAAGUUAGACAAUAUCAUUUGUUACUUUAAAUAGAAGUAUAAUUUGCAUGUUACGGGUUAAUGUGUAAAUAUUUGCGUUUUUAUUAUAAAUGGAUAUAAAGAGUUUACACUAUUUUCAUGUUGGUACAAAUAUACAAAAUAUUAAAAUGUUAAAUCAGCGUUUAUGUAUUGUUACUCCUCUUACCCCAGCCUCUCAAGGAGACUACUUAUCUGAAAUUUGAGAAAUACAUUAAUGAAUGUUAAUAAUCUCAAUUGUUUCUGGUAGGCAAGAUAUUUUUUUUUUUUUUUUUUUUUUGCUUUUUGGGUCACACCUGGCAAUUUACAGGGGUUACUUCUGGCUCAUACACUCAGGAAUUACUCCUGGCGGUGCUCAGGGGACCAUAUGGAAGGCUGGGAAUCAAUCUCGGGCCGGCCGCAUGCAAGGCAAACACCCUACCCACUGUGCUAUCGCUCCAGCCCGCAAGCAUUGUUUUCAUUGUUUGAUUUGUGUUGUGUGUGUUGCUAGGAAUUGAACCCAAGGCCUCACACAUUCAAGAUAAUGUGCUUUACUUGUAUCAGCAGCUUAUGUUUAAAUUCUUUUGUUUGUUUUUGCUUUUUUGGAUCACACCCGGUGAUGCACACGGGUCACUCCUGGCUCUGCACUCAGGAAUCACCCCUCAUAGUGCUCAGGGGACCGACCAUAUGAGAUACUGGGAAUCGAACCCAGGUCGGCCAUGUGCAUAGCAAACACCCUACCCGCUGUGCUAUCACUCCAGCCCCUCAUUUGUUUUAAGUGGAGAGGAGGCAACAUUUGGAUGUGUUCAGGGAUCACUCCUGAUGGUGGAGCCAUAUGGGUUGUGAGGGAUCAAACCCAGGUGGGCUGUGUGAAAGACAAGCUCUCUGCCCACUGUUCUUUUUAGUCUUUGUUUUAAAUUCUUGUAGGACUCUAGCUAUCUCUAGGAUUUUACUCUGAAACAGUGUCAUAUGACUCCUGAAUGUCAUUACUACAAAACAAAAUUGUUGGAGGUCUGAUUCAAGGAAUAUUUGCAGAUUCUUAGUGAUGCAAUAAGAGACAAUUUGGGAACAUAUCGGAAAGUUAUUUUCAUUCAUUUCUAAUCCCCUGAGCCCUGCUAGGAGUGACCCCUAAAUGUCAGAGAGCCAGGAGUAAGUCGUCAGCAUCACUGACUGGGACAAAAAUAAUACUAAUAGGCCAUUCUUAUGAAAAUACUAAAAUCAGAACCAACUCCAAAAAGUAUUACUAAUUGAUUUUUGAGAUAAAAGGAACGAUGCAUCAGGGGCCAGAGCUUAUAGUACAACAGGUAGAGUGUUUUCCCACAGUUGACCAGAGUUUGAUCCCUGGCAUCCCAUAUGUUUCCCCAAGCAACAUCACAAAUAAUUCUUGAGUGCAGAGCCAGGAGUAAUUCCUGAGCAUCGUUGUUGUGACACACAGCCCCCACGCCCCAAAAGAAGAAUGGUGCAUCAUAGUCAAUUAGGGUUAUAUUAGGAAUAUAGAACUGUUUUACCAUUUAAAAUCAGUUGAUAAAAUUAGUCACAUUUGGGCUUGGUUCAGGAGUCUUGGGUUUGAUACCAAUACAAUAUGGUCUCUUGAGCAUCACCAAGGAGUAUCCCCUGAACACUUAAGGGUAUGUGUGUGUGUGUGUGUGUGUGUGUGUGUGUGUGUGUGUGUGUGUGUGUGUGUGUGUGUGUCGCUCAAACACACGUGCUAUAUUAACAGUGAAAAGAGAAAAAUAGGCUGGAGCGAUAAUACUGUGGGUAGGGCAUUUGCCUUGCUGGCAACCUACCCAGCUUAGAUCCCCAGCAUCCCAUAUGGUCUCCAGCACAAUCAGGAGUAAUGACUAAGUGCAGAGCCAACAGUAAAUCCUGAGCCACCUUUAGGUGUAACCCAAAAGGACAAUAAAGGAGGAAAACAAUACAAAAACACCAAUAUAAAGAGGAUUUGAUGGGUCUGAUUAGUAUAGUACAGCAAAUAUGGGUCUUGCCUUGCAAAUGGCCAGCCAGGCUUAAUCCCCAGCACCACAUAUGGUCUCUUGAGCCUUGCCACAAUGAUCCCUGAACACAGAGAGAGCCAGGAGUAAGCACUGCUGGGUUUGGCUCCCAGAAAUAAGCAUUUGAGGGCUAAGAAAUAGCUCAAAUAGUGGAGCACCUUCCUACUAUGUGUGAUGUCAAAUUAGAUUUAAAGAACUACAUAAGCACACACCCCUCCUUUUUUAACUUUUUUUUUUUUGGAGUCACAGUGAAGAGACCGACACAGUCUCUUGCCCCCGUGCCUGGCUGUCUUUUCACCAGGGCACCUCGGAGGGAAUGGGUUGCGUUUUCCUCUUUUCCGACCCCUGCCCCCCCCCCCCAGCAGAGCCUCAACAGUUGAGGACUUCCGGAACCCAGCCAUGUCCAUACUCAGGGCUACUCUCUACACGUUUGGAUGAGCCUCACACAUGGGGGAGCUAGCGGAGGAACCCAGGUGUGUGGUACCCGGAGCCGAGAUCUCCAAGGCUGCUCAGAUCGGGACUGGGCCUCUUCCACCCAGGUCUCCCAUUUUCCAGUAGCUAGACAGUCACACCCAGAGACUGCCCCUGGCACUGUGUAAUUCCAUCAAUGGCAAACUUCCAGAGACUAUAAAACCAAGCUCCUAGAAGCGGUUGCAAUGUGGCUAUGUGACAUUUGAUAGCCUAGUUCUCCCUCUUGGAGAACCUGAGAAGCUACCAAGAGUCUACUGUCCACUCAGGAGAGCCUGUCAAGCUCCCCGUGGUGUAUUCAUAUCUCAAAUACAAUAACAUAUUCAUACCUCUCAGCCUGGCAAGCUACUGAGAGUAUCCUGCCCACAUGGCAGAGCCUGGCAAGCUACCCGUGGCAUAUUCAAUAUGCCAAAAACAGUAACAAUAGGUCUCAUUCCCCUGACCCUGAAAGAGCCUCCAAUCUGGGAAAGACAAAGAAGAGGUUGCUAAAAUAUCAGGGCUGAGUAUAAGAGACGUUACCAGUGCCUGCUCGAGCAAAUCAACAAACAACGGGAUGACAGUGAUACAGUGAUAAUAAAGUUACAUAGUUGUUCAAGAUUAGGUUUCAGUCAUACAAUGCCCAUCCAGGUUCCCUUCACCAAUAUCCCCAGUUUUCCUCCCAUCAUCACCUCCCACAAACCUUGCCUCUGGCUGAUACUUUUCUUCUGUCUCUCUUGCUCUCUCUUUUCUUUCAAGCAUUAUGGUUUGCAAUACAGGUAUUGAAAAGUUAUCUGUGUAUACCUUUACCUCCUUUCAGCAUUCAGUGCUUGUCCAUAGUGAUCAUUUCCAACUAUCAUUGUUGUAGUGGUUGAUUCUCUAUCCUAACUGCCCUCCUCACCCCCGCCCCCUGCUUUGUGGCAAGCUUCCAACCAUGAACCUCAUUUUAAUGUUCUUGGAUACUAGUCUCAUACUAUGUAUGUCCCUCUCCCUCUGACUCAUUUCAUUCAGCAUGAUACACUGCAUGUCCAUCAAUUAUAAGCAAAUUUCCUGACUUUAUUUUUCCUGGUAGCUGUUCUAUUGCAUACCCCUCCAAGCCCCACUUGGAGACUCCCUCAACACUGCUGGGUGUGACCACUACUUUUUAAAAAACUAUUGGACAAAACUUUAACCAUAUAAGGGGACUCGAGGGAUAGUACAGUGGGAAAGGUGCUUGCCUUUCAUUCACCCAACCCAGGUUUGGUCCCUGGGCACCCCAUAUGGUCCCCCAAACCUGCCAAGAAUUACGGCUGAGAGCACAGCAAGGUUAAGCCCUGAGCAUGGCCAGGUGUGACCUUCAAAUCAAACCAACAAGCUAAUUGGGCUGGAGCGGUAGCACAGCGGAUAGGGCAUUUGCCUUGCGCACGGCCAACCUGGGUUCAAUUCCCAGCAUCCCAUAUGGUCCCCCUGAGCACCGCCAGGAGUGGUUCCUGAGUACAGAGCCAGAAGUAACCCCUGUGCAUCGGCAGGUGUGACCCCAAAAAGCAAAAAAAAAAACAAAAAACAAACCAACAAGCUAAGCAUAUAAAAAGUUAACAAACUAAAUCUACCAAGAAGUCUGUAAUCAAGAUCAUAUGUAACAGGGAAGUAGUGCCUAUUUCCUAAAUUCCAGAUUUAAAAAAAAAAAGAUGUCUACUGUGUAAUUUCUGUUUAUCAUUGUUCUACUUAGUUUGAUAAGGCAAGGUAAAUAGAAUGCAUGUUUACAGGUUAGAAAGGAAUAAGACUAAUUUGCAUUCAACCCAGCUUCUUGCUCUUGCCAUCUCUGUACAAGUCUACAAAGUCUGAUCAGAAAAUUGGACCUCAAGAUGUGCUCCCAGUGUCUCUGUUCUUCAGAGGAAAUAGACUUAAUUUAUUAUUUGGCCUUCGUGAACUUCUUAAAAUGGUCACUCAAGAUGGUACAUUACAGCAGAAAAAAGACUACCUAGCUCUUCGAAAACUUAAAAAACUAAGUACCUUUUUUGUCUGUUUUAUAUUUUGGCUACAUCCAGUGAUGCUCUAGGAUUACUCCUGGGUUGGCACUCAGGAAUUACUCCUGACUAUGCUCAGGGACAUUUGGGAUGCCAGAGAUCAAACCAGGUUGGCCACAUGCAAAGCUACCCAUUAUACUAUUGCUCUGGCUCCCAUUUUCUCUUGUCUUAAAGUAGACCCCUCAGUUCCUAAAAGUUGAUUUCAAGUCUAUGAAGUUCCUUGUGUAAUGUUACUUCAAAUCUGAAUGAAAGUCUGCUGCAUAAAGUAUUCUUGGUGGGCAUUUGUUUUACUGACUGUGAUUACUAUAUCCAACCAUUGUCUUAUGAUCCACAGGGUGUCAUUCAAUCUGCUAUAUGUUUUGAGGGGGGCCACACCCAGUGUUGCUCAGGGUUUACUCUUUGCUCUGCAUUCAGAAAUCACUCCGAGGGCUCUGGGAACCACAUGGGUUGCCAGAAAUUGAAUCUGAGUUGGGUGUGUGUAAGUUUCUUACACUAUGUACAGAGAGAACUCUGGCUCAAUAAAUCUACUGUAAAUCUUUUUUGAGGGGUUGGGGGUGGGGUGUGGGGCACACACCCAGAGAUGCACCUACUUACUCCUGACUCUGCUCAGGAAUCAAUUCUGACAAUGCUCAGGGGAGCACAUGGAAUACUGGGGAUUGAACCUGGGUCAAUCACUUGCAAGGCAAAUGUCCUACCUAUUGUCUGGCCUAUAAAUCUACCGUAAAUCUUAAAGAUACUCUUUUUGUAUGUGAUUUCCUUUGUUAAACUUUGCUCUUACCUGGUACCUUUAAGGCCUCUUGAAUCUGGGUGCAUGCACUCUUGAACUCUGAAAAUUUCUCAGAAAUAAUUCCUUUAACCGUUGCAUCUAUAUCAGAAUUUCUUUCUGAGUCUUCUGGAACCUUGGUGUCGUAUGUUGUUCCUCUUUAAUUUAUCCCAGAGUUCUAUUAUCUGCUCUUAAUUUAUUUUGAGGUGUUCUUUACUGCUGUCUGCAUCUCAUGUUGGAGUUCACUGAUUUUGUCCUUAGCUACUACACUACUUUUGAGGCCUUCCUAUGAGUUUUUUGUGUUGUUUUUUUUUUCUUUUUUUCUUUUUUGGAUCAUAACCGGCAAUGCACAGAGGUUACUCCUGGCUCAUACACUCAGGAAUUAUUCCUGGCGGUGCUCGGGGGACCCUAUGGGAUGCUGGGAAUCGAACCCGAGUCGGCUGUGUGCAAGGCAAAUGCCCUACCUGCUGUGCAUAUUGCUCCAAGCCCCUGUUUUACUUUUAUAUUGGAAAGAAAACUAAUUGUUUUCCUUACCAAUACAUCCAAACAGUUUAAAAAAAACUUUUUUUAAAGAUCAAAAGUUUAGUAUGGCCAGAGUGAUAAUACAGCAGGUAGCAUACUUGCCUUGCAUGUAGCCCAGUAAUCAAACAAGAUGUGAUGGUAAUUUGGGGUGUGGGGUGUCAGAGCCACACCCAGGGCUUGCACCUCAUCUGUGCUCAGGGAUCACCCUGGUAGGACUUGAUAUUAUAGCUGCACGCAAGGCAGAUUCCUUGCUAUAACCUGUAUUAUCUCUCCAGCCCCUGUGAUGGUAAUUUUGAGGAAAAUUAUAUGAUUGAAUUGCAAUUGAACUAGCUGCUGUUUUCCUAGAACAUCAGUUUUCCUCAAAAGAAUGACUUACAGGGGCAAUAGUACCGCAUGUACUAUUUGCUUUGUAUGCAGCUAACCUGGUUCAAUUUUCAGGACCCCAUAUGGUCCCCUGAGUCCGACAAGACUGAUCCUUGAGUACAGAGCCAGGAAGUAAGCACUGUGUACCGUCAAAUGUAGGUCCUUAAAAAUAUAAUGACUUACAGACCAACUAUGGUUGUACAGGUUUGAGUAUUUGAUAGAUACUUUCUUGUAAAGUAACCAAGAGGACCUAUUAAUUCAAGGAAAACUAAUGAUAGUCUGUUAAUUGUAACAAAAAUUUGGGUUGAGUGUAGCCCAAAAACCAGAAAAAAAAUUAAAUCUCAAAAAUUGGAAGUUUGGGGGCUGGAGUGAUAGCAUAGCGGGUAGGGCGUUUGUCUUGCACGCGGCCGACCCGGGUUCGAAUCCCAGCAUCCCAUAUGGUCCCCCGAGCACCGCCAGGAGUAAUUCCUGAGUGCAUGAGCCAGGAGUGACCCCUGUGCAUUGCCGGGUGUGACCCAAAAAGAAAAAAAAAUUGGGGGGCCGGAGUGAUAGCACAUCGGGUAGGGCGUUCGCCUUGCACGCGGCCGACCCGGGCCGGCAUCCCAUAUGGUCCCCCGAGCACCGCCAGGAGUAAUUCCUGAGUGCAAAGCCAGGAGUAACCACUGAGCAUUGCUGUGACCCAAAAAGCAAAAAAAAAAAAAAAAAGAAAAGAAAAAAAAAUUGGAAGUUUGAAAAACUUGUACUUCACACCUUGAACUUCAUUGUCUCCCAAACAUUUCAAAGUUUUUUUUUAAUUUUUAUUGAAUCAGCAUGUGGAAAGUUACAAAGUUCUCAGGUUUAUGUCUCAGUUAUACAGUAUUCAAACACUCAUCCAUUCACCAGUGCCCAUAUUCCACCACCAAAAACCCCAGUAUACCCACCGCCCCCGCAUCCCCAACUGUAUAACUGAUGAAUUUCACUUCAUUUUCUCUUUACCUUGAUUACGUUCCAUAUUUCAACACAAAAUUCACUAUUGUUGUUGGAGUUUCCCCCUGAGAAAGACAGCCCUACUACGAAGGAAGCAUUUGAUAAUUAGUUUUCCAUUAAAAGAUUGUAUGUUUUAGAAGAAAAACAAAAAAAGAAAAGAAAAAUAAAUAAAAGAUUGUAUGUUUUCAGUUUUUAGAAAAGGUCCCCGGAGCUGUGUUAGUUGCUGUUCAGUGUCGCCGGGGCUCUAUCUGGAGAGGGUGUGGUGGCUGCACCUCCUCCAUCUGGAUCCCCAGUGUUGCUGGCCCGGUCUCCAGAACACCCGGCUUCUUCUCUGUUGAAUGUGGCAAGAUGGCGCCGAGGGUGGUUGGAGGGCUUGACUUCUGGCGCUGCCCCACUCCAGUGCCACCCCCCCCCCGAGGUUCGGAGUUGUCCCAGUCCCACAUCCCGGAGCCAUGUUAGUUGCUGCUCAGUGUCGCCGGGGCUCCAUCUGGAGAGGGUGCAAACAUUUCAAAGUUUUUGAUGAAAUUAAUUGAAUGUUAACAAAUUUUUAGUUACACAGGCGGGGGGGCCUAAGAAGGGGGCUAGGGGUGUGGGGGUGCGGGGUGGAGCUAUACUGUGAUUCUUUUUUAUUUAUUUAUUUAUUUAUUUAUUUGCUUUUUUGGUCACACCUGGCGAUGCACAGGGGUUAUUCCUGGCUCUGCACUCAGGAAUUACUCCUGGCGGUGCUCAGGGGACCAUAUGGGAUGCUGGGAUUCAAACCCGGGUCGGCCGCGUACAAGGCAAACGCCCUACCCGCUGUGCUAUUGCUCCAGCCCCUAUACUGUGAUUCUUGAUGGUGGAAUAUGUACACUGGUGAAGGGAUGGGUGUUUAGGCAUUGUAUAACUGAGACUUAAACCUGAAAACUGUAACUUUCCACAUGGUGACUCAAUAAAAAAAUUUAAAAAAAAAAGAAAUGUUAACAAAUUAAUUUGUGUCAAAAUUUUAGACCACCUACAGUGAACCAAUAUUUUGUUUUCUUUAUUUUUUAAAUUCCCACUCCCACACUAAAUCCGUACGAGUAAAGUACAGGCUGCUUUUUUUUUUCCCUUUGGGUCACACUUGGCAAUGCACAGGGGUUA